UACCGGCGUUGAGACUUCGGCCGGCGGCAGCUGGACAAUGCUGACGAUCUACUUCAGUCUGGCGAUCCUGGUUUCGUUCGCCUGCUCCAUUUUUGAAGCCGUGCUGCUGAGUGUCAGUCAGCCGUUCAUCGCGACGCUGAAGAAAUCGUCGCCGGACAUGGGUCAGCGAUGGGACACGCUGAAGACUCAGAUCGACGGCCCUUUGACGUCCAUUCUGACGCUCAACACCAUCGCGCAUACGGUGGGAUCGAUUGGUGUCGGCAAAGAAGUGGCCGGGCUGGCCGGUCAGUCCGGCUACAGUGGAUGGAUCAAUGGCCUGGCGGCGGCCCUAAUGACCCUGGCCGUCCUGGUGCUGUCUGAGAUCAUUCCCAAGACGCUGGGGGCCAGGUAUUGGCGCAAGUUCGCUCCGAUUGUGGGCAUCCUGCUGGAAAAGCUCACCUGGCUCAUGACUCCUUUCGUCUGGUUCAUUCGAGUCUUUGGCGGUUCGGGACAUGGCGAAGUCGAAUUCAGCCGCGAAGAACUGAGAGUGAUGGCGGACAUCGGCGUCAGAAAAGGGAAGCUUCAGGAGGGCGAAUCGCGGAUUCUCAAGAACCUGCUGCACAUGCGCGAGAAUCAGGCUCAGGACGUAAUGACACCGCGAGUGGUCGUCUUCUCGCUGGCUGAAGAGACUCGGGUCGCGGACUUCAUGGCGGAGCACCACGAUUGUCCUUUCUCUCGCAUCCCGUUGUUUCGCGACAAUCCCGACAAUGUCACGGGCUUCGUCCUGCGGGAUGAUUUGCUGCUGGCCGCUGCCAGAGAUCAGGACGAGGACAGGCUGUCCGAGUAUUCGCGUUCCAUUCCCUCGAUUCCGGAAUCGAUGAGGCUGAUGGAAGCGUUCGAUCGCAUGAUUUCCAAUCGGUUUCACAUUGCCAUCGUCGUGGGUGGUUAUGGGGGCCUGGCGGGACUGAUUACGCUGGAGGACAUCGUGGAAACGCUGCUGGGUCUGGAGAUCGUGGAUGAGUCGGAUACUCGGGAGGACAUGCAGCAGUUUGCUCGUUCUCGCUGGGAACAACGAGCCAGGAAGCUGGGGAUGCCGGUCGACACCGAUUCCAAAUCCGGCUCCGAUGAGCACAGCACCAACGAGCCGACUCCGGAAGCAGACUGA
Messenger RNA from Ostreobium quekettii, 1144 nucleotides. The record is from the annotation of a GenBank genome assembly. Lineage: Eukaryota; Viridiplantae; Chlorophyta; Ulvophyceae; Bryopsidales; Ostreobiaceae.